Molecule: messenger RNA, 1437 nt
Organism: Cadophora gregata
Lineage: Eukaryota; Fungi; Ascomycota; Leotiomycetes; Helotiales; Ploettnerulaceae
Exons: 3
Coding region: 1-1437 (478 amino acids)
Biological process (GO): carbohydrate metabolic process; chitin catabolic process
Cellular component (GO): extracellular region
Molecular function (GO): chitinase activity; chitin binding
Source: RefSeq, a predicted model, not a curated record
AUGCAUUGCCCAACUAUUUUCUCGUUCUUGUUGCUCUGUGGCUCAGUCAUCUCGACGCCUGUGGUACAAAGCUUGUCGCCUGUGACUUCUUCACAGCCCAAAAAACCUCCCCGCGCUUGGCCGUUUGGACUCUCGACGCCUGUGGUACAAAGCUUGUCGCCUGUGACUUCUAAACAGCCCAAAAAACCUCCCCGCUCUUGGCCGUUUGGACUCUCGACCAAGAGAGUAAAGCCACAAGGCUAUCGCGCUGUGGGAUAUUUCGGCAACUGGGACAUUUAUGCUCGCAACUUCUUCAUCACGGAUGUGCCUGCUUCUAAAUUGACACAUCUCGUUUAUUCUUUCGCAAAUGUCAACAGCACUACCGGUGAAGUGUACAUGACCGAUGAGUGGGCAGAUCUUCAAUACCAAUACCCUGGUGAUAAUCCAGACGCUGCACCAGCCAAUACCAACAACGUCUAUGGAGGCGUCAAACAGAUGUACCUCUUGAAGAAGAAAAAUCGCAAGCUCAAGACUCUGCUUGCGAUUCUAGGAUGGACCUACUCACCAAAUAUGAUCCCCGUCCUCGCCUCACCUACUCUCCGCGCGAACUUCGUCAAAAGCGCAGUCUCACUCAUGACCAACCUCGGAUUCGAUGGCCUUGACAUGGACUACGAAUACAUCACCAGCUCUACCGAAGCAACUAACAUGGUCUCCUUGCUCAAAGACAUCCGCCAAGCCAUGGACGCCGCCGCCGUCAAUGGAUCAACCCCUUACAUUCUCUCAUACGCAUCCCCAGCCGGUCCAGCGAGAUACAGCCUCAUGGACUUCAAAGGCAUGGACCAAUACCUCGAUUUCUGGAACUUCAUGGGCUACGACUACGCCGGAAACUGGGACACUCUCGCAGGUCACUCCUCCAACCUCUUCGGCGACUUGUCCAACCCCGCUAGCACACCCUUCAACACCUCCUCCGCAAUCGCCUACUACCUCACCGUCGGCUGCGUCGCUCCUUCAAAAAUCAACCUCGGUAUGCCGCUCUACGCACGCUCAUUCGCGAAAACAGACGGACCAGGAAAACCAUUCAACAACACCGGGGCGGCAGGCUCGUUCGACGAAGCCGGCACCUGGGACACAAAGGCUCUCCCAUUACCAGGUUCCAACGCCACAGUCUACAACCUGAAGCAUAUCGGCGCGAGUUACAGCUAUGAUGCGACGAGCAGGCUCAUGAUCAGUUACGAUACGACGACCAAUGCGAAGGUUAAGACGAGCUAUAUUCAGGAGACGGGACUGGGGGGCGCGAUGUGGUGGGAGGUUAGUCAGGAUAAGCAGGGAGAGGGCAGUUUGAUUGGGACGGUGGUGGAUGCGUUUGGUGGAGAGAGGAGGUUGGAUCAGAGUUUGAACAGGUUGGAGUAUCCGGAUAGUAAGUAUGAUAACUUGAGGAAUGGAAUGCCGGGUGAAUAG